AUGUCCACAUCUAUCUAUCUAUCUAUCUAUCUAUCUAUCUAUCUAUCUAUCUAUCUCAACCAGAUAGCCAAAUUCCACAAGUUCCUGAUCUAUAUUUCUUUGACAACUGACGUAAAAAGUAUUUACCUGGUGACUCAUCUAUCUAUCUAUCUAUCUAUCUAUCUAUCUCAGUCUGUUCAUAUGUAUAUAUCUAUCUCAGUCUGGUCAUAUCUAUCUAUCUAUCUAUCUAUCUAUCUAUCUAUCUCAGUCUGUUCAUAUGUAUAUAUCUAUCUCAGUCUGGUCAUAUCUAUCUAUCUAUCUAUCUAUCUAUCUAUCUAUCUCAGUCUGUUCAUAUGUAUAUAUCUAUCUCAGUCUGGUCAUAUCUAUCUAUCUAUCUAUCUAUCUCAGUCUGUUCAUAUGUAUAUAUCUAUCUCAGUCUGGUCAUAUCUAUCUAUCUAUCUAUCUAUCUAUCUAUCUAUCUAUCUAUCUAUCUAUCUAUCUCAGUCUGUUCAUAUGUAUAUAUCUAUCUCAGUCUGGUCAUAUCUAUCUAUCUAUCUAUCUAUCUAUCUAUCUAUCUAUCUAUCUGAGUCUGUUCAUAUGUAUAUAUCUAUCUCAGUCUGGUCAUAUCUAUCUAUCUAUCUAUCUAUCUAUCUAUCUAUCUAUCUAUCUAUCUCACCAUCUUCCUUUUCUAUUUCUUUCUUAUUUCCUUCUUUUUCUCUAAAACAUUUCUUCUCACUUCAAAUAUCUCUUCUCUCUCUUUUUAACAUUGACCUCUUCUAUUUUCUUUCUUCACUUUCCUUCUUUCCCCCUCUUCGUUUCAUAUUCUCCUCCUUUUUUUCUGUCUCCCUUCUUUUUUUUUUAUUCUUUUCCCCCUUUUUUCUCUCUUUUUUUCACAUUUACCCACUCUCUUUUUUUGUGCACCAACGGUCGCAAUUUUGA
This is a messenger RNA of Acanthosepion pharaonis, 918 nucleotides long. NCBI's taxonomy places the organism in Eukaryota, Metazoa, Mollusca, Cephalopoda, Sepiida, Sepiidae. The record is from the annotation of a GenBank genome assembly.